AUGCCUCGACUAAAAGCUUUAACGACAGGCUCUGUACCGUCCUUUUUGGAUGUAAUUCUCAAUAUUGCUGAUACAGAUACAUCGUCAACACUCGCAUAUCAGGAUACAUGGUUGGCACAGUUUAAGACGAAAGGUGGUCAACUUGUUAUGUAUGGGGAUGAUACAUGGCUUAAAUUGUUUCCUGGAAUGUUUAGCAGAGCUGACGGAACUACAAGCUUCUUUGUAUCAGACUUCACUGAAGUAGACAAUAAUGUUACCCGUCAUGUUCCAAAUGAGCUCUUACAGGAUGACUGGUCAGCACUUAUAAUGCACUAUCUAGGCCUUGAUCAUAUAGGGCACAAAUUUGGCCCCAGAAGCCCACAUAUGAUAACCAAGCAACACGAGAUGGACUCGAUUAUCACUCAAGUCUACACAGCACUAGAGCGGGAAGAACACUUGCAAUCAACCUUGUUCAUUGUGUGUGGAGAUCAUGGGAUGACUGAUGCAGGCAAUCAUGGUGGCUCGUCUAUGGGUGAAACCUCACCGGCCUUACUUUUUAUAUCACCAAUGUUCAAGGCCCUCAAGACUCGUAACGAAAGCCCAACUGAACCUUUGAUCGACUUACAAUACUAUCGAACUGUUGAACAGACGGACAUUACACCAACUUUGGCGGCGCUUCUUGGUUUACCAAUUCCACUAAAUAGCUUGGGCAUAUUUAUCCCGGAGCUUCUUAACUAA
This is a messenger RNA of Aspergillus tanneri, 717 nucleotides long. RefSeq names its product mannose-ethanolamine phosphotransferase LAS21 (gene las21). Gene Ontology annotation, biological process: GPI anchor biosynthetic process. The record is from RefSeq and is a predicted model, not a curated record. The transcript has 4 exons. Bases 1 to 717 code for a protein of 238 amino acids. Gene Ontology annotation, cellular component: endoplasmic reticulum membrane. Lineage: Eukaryota; Fungi; Ascomycota; Eurotiomycetes; Eurotiales; Aspergillaceae.